Danaus chrysippus (African queen) is the source of this 312-nucleotide messenger RNA. NCBI's taxonomy places the organism in Eukaryota, Metazoa, Arthropoda, Insecta, Lepidoptera, Nymphalidae. The record is from the annotation of a GenBank genome assembly.
AUGGACGUACCUUUGUCAAAGGCGUACGACGUGUCCAUAACUUUAAUUGUAGACAGAGCUCUGAAUGACGAGUCGGGAUGCGAGGCUGACAUGCAGGAGGGGGACGCGGGCAGACACUCGCCGCCCCGACAGCGAGAGCCCAUCAACUUGAAGAAUGAGAUAGGAAUCGCGGCGUUCGGAGCGCUCGCAUGCGACAGCGCCCAUCCUCUGAAAAUGGAGCGGCCGAUAAAAAAGGUAACGAAUUAUAAAAAAGCGGAGGCGCACAAUCGCGAGCGCGGAUGUGUGGGUGGUGGGCGAAAUGAAAUGAAAUAA